AUGCUUUGGGAGAAAGCCUAUGAGUGCGUAGAGGGUGGAAAGAGCUUCGGUGAAAGUGAAAAACUUAAUUCACAUCAACGAAACCUUACUGCACAUCAGCGAACUCACACUGGGGAGAAACCCUAUAAAUGGAAAGUGUUUUGCUCCAUGUUCAACAUCCUCAAGUUCACAUCACCAAACUCAUAUAGAGGAAGAUCAGUUUUGAAUGGUGUGUGUGUGAUAUUCUAGGUUUGCAUGUAAACUUGUACACACAUGUAUUAAAGUAAUGAAGGUUUUUUUUUUUUUAAUGUGUUCGGAGAGCCUUUUCCUCUUUGUUGCUCUGACUGGGAUAGGUCGCUUGAGAAGCUCUCUCCUAGUUAACAGGCUGAAGCUUCUCCAGUCUCGGUCUUCUCCUUGCCCCCUGCCAGGAUUCCAAUGGCGCUCUUCUUGCCUGUGCCAGAGAAUUAAAGAAGAUAUGUCUAUAAAGUUGGAGAAGUUUGAAAUGCUGCUUGGAAGACAGGCUUAUUGGAAAGACCAGCAGUCCCAGGAGACAAUGAAGGAAUGGGUUCAAUAAGGCUACAACAAGACCCUGUGUGAGGGGGUAAAUGAAUGUCGAUUCUCCUCCAAGUUCCCAUUGGAGGCAUUCUAUCCAGUUGGCCAUGUUCAAUCCAAUCUCAAGUCAUCAGGCGAUGUACAGCCAUUGGUAGACCGAUCGUAAUGGGGCAUGGAUCUCAUAGCUCAGCAGUAGAGCAUCUCCCUGGUUCAAUCCCUCACUGGCAUCUCCAGGCAGGGUUGGGAGAGACUUGCCUGAAAUCUGUUAUAACUAGUGGUGCAAACAAGCGUGUUGCUUGAUAACGCCAAGGUUGCAGGUUUGAUCCCUGUAGGGGACAUCUCCAUGUUUUUGCAUUGCAGGGUCUCUUCCAACUCUCUAUAAUUCUAUGAAAUCCCGGAGAGAUUCUGCUGGUCAGUGUAGAUGAUACUGAGCUAAAUGGACCAGUGGUCUGAUUCAGGCUAAGGAUGUUUCCUAUGUUCUUAACAUGUUAUGGGUGGGGGUCAUUCCCCCAGAAUUUGUUUGGCACCAAGUGUUCCUCUGCAGUGGUGGAGCAAGCCGAUUGGGUGCCUGGGGCAGCUGGGGCAGGACGCUCUGUGGGGCCUCCGGGGAGUCUGCCUGCCUCCUCCCACUCAGCCGCCCUACAGCUGAGGGGGAGGUGGCGGGCAGACUGUUUGGGGCAGUGCGGAGCCUGUGGGUGCCCAAGCCACGCGUCACUCCCAGGAGAGAUGCAUGGCUCGAGCGCGCUGCAGGCCCUGUGGUGAGUGCCGCCAGGCAUUUUGUCACUCCCCUCAAAUUGUGACACCCGGGGCGACUUGCCCCCACUGCACCCCCUUCCUCUGCCCCUGCUCCUCUGAUAGAGAAGUGGUCUGAAGCAGUGGCUGUGGGGAGUAGGAGCUGGCAGGCUUCCAAUGAUAUAUCAAUUGUCCCAUCUACCUGACUUUAUUAGCUGGCCAUUAAACCUAGAACAAAAGAAAUAGAAUAGCUCUUGUCUAGCAGUGAAGCACCCUUCAGGAACCAUCUCUCCAGCAGUUGCCCAGGUAGCAUUUUUUUUAAUACAUCCCGCUCUUCCCAUGGAUGAGAGCAUAUUUUGUAUCCUGAAUAUUUUAUACCAAGAGUCAACUGAAGUGUUAUCACUAAGAGGCUGAGCUCUGAAUCAGCCUGCCGGCACCUUAUUCAUAAAUGAUGGAGACCAGCAAGUCUCUCUCUGAGUCUGAAGAAGGCUCAGCCUUGAACAACUCAAGAGCACACCGAAAAGAAGACAAAAUAGGGACACGUCGCCCUUCCCGUCUCGUCCAUUGUCCAAGGACAUCCAGAUUUCAACAGGGAGGAAUAGUGCUCAUAUGGGGGUAGCCUUCGGAUGAGCUCUUGAAACAUGGGUAUAGUGUAGUGGUUAAAACAGGGACAGGACAACUGUGUCAACCUCCCCAUCCAGCUGCUAUAUGACUCCAACUCCCAUCAGCCCCAGGGGUCAUGCCCAAGGGUCCAGCGUUUCUGGGUUGGGGUGUUGGGCCAGAAUCAGGGAGGCCUAGCUCUAAUCCCCACGCACUGAGCAAACUUGGGCCAGUCACUAAAUAACACUGUAUGUUGCUUUGAGCUCCUUACAGGAAAUGUGGGACAUAGAUAAAUAUAUCAAACCCUACCCCUUUCCUGGAAGGUCACAUUGACUUCCUGGAAGGUCACAUUUGGCUUCCCCAAAACAAUUCUGGGAACCGUAGUUUAGCCCCUUGUGGAGCUAUGGUUCCCAGCGCCCUUAAACUACAGUUCCCAGAAUUAUUUGGGGGAAGCUAUGAUUGUUUAAAGUGGUAUCAUAGUGCCUUCAAUGAAUGGGGCCAGAGAGAAACUAAUAUUAACAGACUCUCCCAUCCUCAGCUCCGUCCUCUGCAAGUUUACCCUAAAGGGACUUAACUCCCAGGUAAGAUGCAACCUUAACAGAUCUGCAAGCCAAAAUGUGGAUGGCUAGACAAGGAUUUAAAACUACUUCAAUCAUCAUAAUAAUGAUAAGAAUAAUAAAAAACAAAUAGCAAUGAUAUUUUAUACCACCUUUCCAUGCAGAAGCCAUCUCCAGGCAACUGAGAGAUGGAACAAUAGAAGUAUAAAAUAGGAUUAAUGGAAACAGCAGUGUCAAUAUAAACUAUUUUUUAAAAAAUUGCCGUGUAAAGCUCACAGAAAGGAAGAGGAGCAUUGUGAACUCAGUUAAAAGUGGACUGAAACACCCAAGCCUUCAAGGCCUCUUUAAAAAAAUCCAGGGUAGCAAAGGCACAUAAGGAUGGGGACACCCCUGACAAGGCCCUGCUCCUUUUCCUGAUGAUCUGAUGGAUUUUGGAGGCAGACCCUUGAGCAGGACCUCCGUGGCCAAUCUCAGAACCCAAGCAGGGCCACACAAGCGCAGGUUCCUUCUGCCUCUAUGAAAGCAGAGCACAGCCAUCCUGGCUCAUAGCCACCCAUAGUCGUCUCCUCCUCCAUGAAUUUGUUGGAUCCUCUUUUAAAGCCAUCCAAGUUGGCAGCCAUCACUGCCUCCUGUGGAAGCGAGUUCCAGAGGUUAACUGCACUGCGUGAAGACGGGUUUUCUUUUAUCUGAGCUGAAUCUUCUGAAAUCCACCUUCUUUAGAUGUCCAGGAGUACUGGUGUUGCAAGAGAGGGAGAAGAACUGUUCUCUAUCCAGUUUCUCCAUGCCCUGAGCUAUAGGAAAGGUGGUGGAUUAAUUUGCCUCUGAAAGCCAUCCUGAAACAGUGUUGAACUAAAAACCUUCUUGAGUGUCUUUCCCAGAAUUGCUCUGCAAACAGAGCAGGUAACAACUACCUGGCAGAGAAUCCAUACUCUUGCCCGCCUUUCCCAGCAUGCUUUGUUCUCUGGCUGCCUCAGUUAAGGUAAAGGUAAAGAGACCCUUGACCAUUAGGUCCAGUCGUGGCCAACUCUGGGGUUGCGGUGCUCAUCUCGCUUUAUUGGCCGAGGGAGCUGGCGUACAGCUUCCGGGUCAUGUGGCCAGCAUGACUAAGCCACUUCUGGCGAACCAGAGCAGCACACAGAAAUGCCAUUUACCUUCCCACCGGAGCAGUACCUAUUUAUCUACUUGCACUUUGAGGUGCUUUUGAACUGCUAGGUUGGCAGGAGCAGGGACCGAGCAACGGGAGCUCACCCCGUUACGGGGAUUCGAACCACUGACCUUCUGAUCAGCAAGUCCUAGGCUCUCUGGUUUAACCCACAGCGCCACCCGCGUCCCGGCUGCCUCAGUUACUGCUGAAAUAAAGAGCCCAAAGCAUUUAGAAAGGGAGGGGUGGGGGACGCACACAAACCUUUCUGCAGUCCAAGCAAUGGCUGUUAGGGUGCUGGAGAGAGUCUGUAAGAGCUAAUGAGGUUUUCUUUGUCUGACCUUGCCCGGAAAGUGUUCUGCCCACAACCCGGAGGCUGUUGUUUCCCCCCCGUUUAAUAAAUGUCAGACUGUUACUUCCAAGCAUCUCAGCCAGCCUGUCUCCAGUGAGGUUGUGGCAUUGCCUUUUCAUUAACUCCCUUCCACUUAUUUUCAGGGAAAGUGUCGAGUUGGAAAAGGAGAGAUCUUGUGAGGUCACCAGCUUCUGGCAGUGUGUGUUUGGGGCCACCUUUCCAGAUAAGACAGUGAAGUUGAGGCUACAUAUCCCACAAAGCCCUAUUAGUGGAGGUCACAAAGUUGGAUGCUUUGUGUGGGAAAGCUCAAUGGGAGACGAGACUUACCUCAGCUCCCCUCGUCUGACUUGUUAAUCUGGGUUCUGUCGGUGGUGUGAAAAGCAGAAAACGCUUUUCAUAAUAUGGCAGCUGGAUUUCUUGCAAGGAUGCUCUGAACUGAACAAAUAUCACCAAAUCCAAAGGAAAAUAAUUGCCUCGCUGGGUGUUUUUUGGUCCUGUUAUUGGUUGCAAAAUGAUCUUCUUCUUUUUCUUCUUCUUCUUCUUCUUCUUCUUCUUCUUCUUCUUCUUCUUCGUCUUCGUCUUCUUCUUCUUCUUCUUCUUCCUCCUCUUCUUCCUCUUCUUCUUCUUCUUCAUUAUUUACUUACCAUUCACUUUAAGGUCCCUGGGCAAGUUGAAGCAAUUAAAAAUGUUAAAGACAAUCUAAAUCAACUUACAAUUUACAAUUGCAGUAAUAAGGUGGAUUCUAAACAUCAGCCUUCCCCCGAAGCUGUACAAGGAACCUGCCAGACUCACCUCUGUGGGGAGGGAGUUCCACAACUUCGGGGGCUACCAAAGCCAACCCCCAACCCUGGAGCCUCUGUUUCUACCAGGAGGUUGUAAAAAGUCACCUGAAGCUCAGAAGUUCAGCCCAGGAACCUGACAUUUCAAGGGAAAUGAAACCUAAAGACCUACAGUUGCUUAGAGACAUGGGCAAUUUAGCAGCAGCUGAUCAUUGCUGCUCUGCUUUCAGUAGUGGAAUAGUGACUCUGCUUGCAAAAUUCUUGCACCUCUUUGACCAAGUGGGCAGUCCUCCUUUCCAAGGCCUCAGAUGUUGGGAAGGGGACAAUUUGCAUUGAGAUAAUUGUGUAUUGCGUUAAAUAUUUUCUCCACCCUCCCACCGAACUCCUGAUUGUGAUGGAAUAGGAAGAGUAUGUGAAGGGUUGACAUAAAGGCAAUGCUAUAUGGAAAAAGAAGGGUUAAAGUGAUAGGGUUGAUGCCUAGAGAGAAGUGGACCACAGAGAAGGAAAAUGGCUGAGCAAUUUAUGCAGAAUCCAGAACCCAACUAGAAGAGCAAGAUCAUUGGCACCUGGGAAAAUGGCACAGCUACUCUACUAAGGACUCAGCUAUACAGCUGCAAAUAAAAUGUUUUAAGUGUGUUGUAAUGUGCAUUAUACAAAUGUGACACUAGGUGGUGAUUGUGAGCUAUGGUAAAUUCAAUAUAUUUUUCAAAAUGUUUUUUUUAAAGCAUAUGCACAAUAUUUUUUAUAUAUGCAUAGAUUCCACCUAAGUUAACAAGCCAGAUUUUCUUAUCUCUUGGGUUGUUUUUUUAAAGGAUACCAAACUGGAGGAAAAUGGGGAAAAGAUGCUUUGGUAAUGACGUUAUGCAAACGCCUUGUAAAAAGAGAGUGAACAAAUUGUGGCUAUUCCAUCAUAAGGGCCCAGUGCAGAAAUUGCUCCAGGAAGAAACCAAGAACCUUAUAGAAAUCAGAACUCGAAAGAGCUCUUCUAACUGGGCAAGUGUUUGGGGUGGGUGGUGCCUAUUAUGUAUAUAACAUAAAGCUGGCAAAGAAAACUUGGAUGGAGCUAUAGUAUAGUGGGGAAAAGAAGAAAGGGAUGAAACCAGAAGGAAGCCAGAGGGCUGCAGUGAUUCUGGACUCCAGGAGCAAAAGAUAUGAACAAUGGGAGAGAAUCUGCCUCUGUUUUGUGAUACUUUGAUUGGUCCUAAGAAAGAUAUUGCUCAGGUUUGGAUUUGUUUGUUGUUUUGCCCUAAAUCCUCUUUCAGCCUUGUGUCAGAGUGGUUUCUUCCUAUAACUAGGGGGAGGUGGUGGAGGAUGGAGACUGGGGGUGGUGGCGGUGGUGGUGGGGAAAAACAUGCUCUGAGGUUUGCAUUUUACUCAUGAUCUCAUUCCAUUCAUGUUCUAUUCUUAGGUACCAGGAAGGGUGAUAAGCCUGGGGAAUCUGUGGGUUAGGCCGAGCCCAUAAGAAGAGAAGUCAUUUUAAGGCAUCAGCUGCAUCUGGUGGUAAGGAAGCUGAACACAGAGAGAUAUAUAUAUAUAUAUAUAUAUAUAUAUAUAUAUAUAUAUAUAUAUAAAAUAAAGGAGAAUUUUUAAUGAAAGGGAAGCACGGCUUCUAAAUUUAGAUGCUGUGCAAGUGCUUUAAAGUCUCUAAGUGCAUCUAUAGCCGGAGGGUGUCUGAAAUUUUAUUCUCAGUGCUCAUUCUCCCCCAGCCAAAUGUGGAUCCCAUUGAAGUCUGGCAAAAUGCCCGCAAACUUCAAAGGGAAUGGUGUUUUGGCUCAGUGUCUCGAUCAUGCCCACCCUGGUCCAUUGCUUUCUUGCCCGUUCAGGAGACCGCAACCUGCGUAGCCGAGAGAGAUACCAGCCUGCAUCUUCCUCCCCUCCCGACGUGAGGCAAAGACAAAAGCUGGCGUAGCACCCCGUGCACGAGGGAGGCAGCAAAGCGAAAGGUGAGAGACGUUUGCUGUGCAAAUCUGCCUGAGCACUUGCAAGUGCACUGGCCAUUCUCACACAGAGGUCUGCAAACAUUUGCUGGUAGAUCCAGCAAGUGACAUGGUCUUCAAAGCAGGUUCUCUCACCCCAUUCACGUUCGACACGGAUUUGUGCCUGCAUGUAUGUGUGCUAAACCACCGGGAGAAUAUUAGGAAAACUGGGGGGGGGGGUGUACCAGCAGUUGAGCAGGUCUAAAGAGACUCUGUAGGUUUAUCAGAAAGCAAAUGGACAAGAUAGCACAGGGAGUGACAGUGACAGGAAGCAGGGAUUCCAAAUAGAUCUUGGCUGGAUCAGAAUGCACUGCCAGCCAUCUCGCACCACAGGCCACUAAUCUAUGAGAGCCAUUUUCUGUAUUCCUGGGAAAGGAUGUCUUGCACCCCUGCUUGCUUCCAACAUGGCCUCUUCUCAGCUGAGAGAUGGCAGGAACUGAUUGGGGGAUGGGUGGGAUGCCUUCUCAGAUGUGGCAAAACCCAGCCACCCACCCUUGGCUGAUCUCUGAAGAGGGCAGCCUCCAGACAAAUGUCCCUCCUCCCCUCCAAACACACCCUCUGUUUCUGUAGGCAAGUACAGUGGUACCUUGGGUUAAGAACUUAAUUCAUUCUGGAGGUCCGUUCUUAACCUGAAACUGUUCUUAACCUGAAGCAUCACUUUAGCUAAUGGGGCCUCCUGCUGCUGCUGCGCCGCCGGAGCACAAUUUCUGUUCUCAUCCUGAAGCAAAGUUCUUAACCCAAGGUACUAUUUCUGGGUUAGCGGAGUCUAUAACUUGAAGCGUCUGUAACCUGAGGUACCACUGUAGCCGAAUGUAGGAAGAAGAGCUGGAAAAUCCAUACCUGGUCCAGCAACUCCCCACCACCACCACCAUGUCUGACCAGAUGCAAGGAGAAACCUGCGGCUGGAUCAGGCCCAUCUUGCACAGCCUCCUCUUCUCACAGUGGCCAGCCAGAUGCCCCGCAGGGAUGCGUACAAGCGGGACCUGAGUGCAACACCACUCUCCCCAGUGACUGACCUUCGGACACAUUUAUUGCCUCCAACAGUGGAGACUGAGCCUAGCCGUCAUGGCUGUGGUUCACCACUGAUAGUCCUCCAUGAAUUUCUCCAGUCCUCUUUUAAAGCCAUCCUAAGGGGUGGCCAUCACUGCCUCUUGUGGAAGCGAAUUCAGUAGUUUCUUGAUGCUCUGUGUGAAUUGUCACACAUGCUGGAUUCUGCCCAACUUGUGUGCGUGAGGUCAUGUGGCGGGAGGUGGCCAGACAGAGCCUUCUGCGGCUGCACCCCUCGAGCCCUGCCAUAGCUGCGGGUAGACCUGGCAGGGCUGUGGGUGGGCCCAUUGAGGCCCAUCACCACCAUAAAAAGGACCACCAGGCUGCAGAAUAUUGAUGGGGGCUGUCCCCCUCCUUGAUUUUUUUUUUGGGGGGGGGCUCGGAUCCCAAAGCCCCACCUAGAUAGUGCCCCUGAAUCCUGUCUUUUCUCCCUUUCAUCAUUCAGCUUAAACAGACUGCUAUGAGUUCUAGCAGGACAGCAUUACAGGAGAGCCCACAGGAAGCAAGAACCAAGCAUAGGAACCCCCUCCUGCUGUCCCCCCACCCCAGCAACUGGUAUUUAGAGGCAUGUCACCUCUGAAGGACAUCAGCCCUGAGUGCUCACUGGAAGGACAGAUCGUGAAGCUGAGGCUCCAAUACUUUGGCCACCUCAUGAGAAGAGAAGACUCCCUGGAAAAGACCCUGAUCUUGGGAAAGAUGGAGGGCAAAAGGAGAAGGGGACGACAGAGGACGAGAUGGUUGGACAGUGUUCUUGAAGCUACCAGCAUGAGUUUGAACAAACUGCGGGAGGCAGUGGAAGACAGGAGUGCCUGGCAUGCUCUGGUCCAUGGGGUCAUGAAGAGUCGGACAUGACUAAACGACUAAACAACAACAACACCUCUGAUUCUGGAGAUGGCACCCACCCACCAUGACUAGUAGCAACUGAUAUCUUUAUCCUCCAUGGGUUUGCCAGACCCCCCCUUAAAGCCAUCUAAGUGGGUGUUGACCACGUGCUGACCCAACUUCUUGCACAGAUGUAGGGAGACCUAAGCAAGGGCUGAGCAUGGGGGGCUCUCGUGUUUUGGAACUGCCUGUCCCACCCCCACCCGGCUGCCACCUUCUAUUUUUACUGAGUAAGGGAUUAACACUUGCAAGUGGUUGUGUGUGCUGCGGUCUUGUUCCCACCUAAUGUGCUCUUGACAUCUUUUGACGCCUCCUGCAAUAGCUGUGAACUACUUCCCAGUUCUGGAAGCCCCCUUGGCCUGAUAAGAAGAUGCGAAAUGAACAGGAAACAGGAGUCCUGUUAACACACUGGCUUCUGCCAAAAACUCCGAGGCCAGCCCUGAGCUGUUUUCAAAAGUUGUUGAAAUCCACAUGCUGCUUUCUUUGGGUAUUCUAAGACGCCACAACUGGAACUUUACUGGAAAUGCUUUCAAUCUGUGUUUCAAAGGGGGAUCCUUUCCUAUCCCUUUGGAUGGGGGGUCAGCAAACUUUUUAAGCAAGGGGCCGGUCCACUGUCCCUCAGACCUUGGGGGGGGGCUAUAUUUUUUUGGGGGGGGGAAUGAACGAAUUCCUAUGCCCCACAAAUAACCCAGAGAUGCAUUUUAAAUAAAAGGACACAUUCUACUCAUGUAAAAACAUGCUGAUUCCCAGACUGUCCGCGGGCCGGAUUAGAAGGCGAUUGGGCCGGAUUCGGCCCCCGGGCCUUAGUUUGCCUACCCAUGCCUUUGGAGAUGCCUUCUUAAGAUGUUGUUAAUGUGAGUCCCUGACUUUGUUGGUUAUCAGGGUCCAGCUCCCUCCCUGUGGAAGUUAAUCUGAGUGAGAGCAGGUGGGUGGUUCUUGGGGCAUCCAUAGCUCAGAUGAAGAGCAUCUGCUUUGCUUGCCAAAGGUUCCAGAUUCAAUCCCCAGCAUUUCCCCCAGAGAGCUGCUGCCAGUCAGUGAGUACCCAGUGCUGGGCUAAAAGGACCACUGCUAACACUCACAAUAAAAGCAUGUUUUCCUAAGGUGUGUCCCACAUGGGUUCUUGAAAAUGCAAGUGCAUUGGAAUCAAGUGCAGGGCAGAGCCCGGCAGCAUUCCACAAACUGUUGUUGUUCCACCUGCCUUUGAAAUCAAUAGAGGGCAGGCUAUUGUUCGGGGAUUAAUACAACAUACAGACACCCUAAGACAGUCUGCAGUCCCUGUAGAAAAACAGGAUGUAAAUUCUUGGACAAAUACAUACAUGCAUGCAUGCAUGCAUACAUACAUAGUGGUGUGUGAGAGUUGCAGCAACUUCCCCUGCAAGGAAAUCUGCUACAAGAAGACUAAAGCCAACUGGGAGCCACAGUUCCUUGCAAACACUGUAUGCAAACAGGGGUCAUGCAUCUGCAAUGGCAAGCAAAUUAUUUUCAGGAUGCAAUUGCAUUUUUAAAAAAGAAAAGAAUUCAGGAUGCAGUUGCAUUUUGAAGAGAACAGCUGUAAAGCAGUGCUUGCCAUUCAGGUGUGCAUUGAAGCUGUUUGCAUUCGUCUGCUGGGAUUAUCGAGUUCUUUUUGCUCACCCACCACCUCACCCCCCAUCUUUCAAAUUUCGAAAAGUGUAUGAAGAUGAAACUUGAUUGGAGCUACUAAGAAUUCAAAAUAUGUCCCUGUUUCCAUGUUGAAUAGCUCUGUCUGUGUUAAGAAUGAAUGAUUCUAUGUGGGUCUGGCCCUGCCCGCUUUUGAGUUUGGCCCCACCCACUAAUGGAGUGCACUCUGCCACAGCAUUGCAUGAGUAGAAUGCAUCUCUCACCCUGAAAAAGAUUCCCAAGGUUCAUUGCAGGAACGGAUCUCGACUGCUAGUUGAGGGGGUGGGGAGAAUUCCGUUCAUUUUAUACUGGAAGGGGCUUUGCAAUUCUAUAAGGAGUGAUAAACAAAAUGUAUGUUUUUCUAAAAAAGAGAAAGAGAGAGGUGUGAGUUGUUGAAUGCCUCCUCCCAGCUGCGGAAGAUAUUUUACGGCAGUGGUAGGCUUGGCUCCUUCACCACUGGUCUUCCGUCAUUCAGUAAAAGCUUGGCACUUUCGCAGAACAUAAUUGGAAAGGCUCAUUUGACAGCAAUUUGCAUGAUAGCUGUUGGAUUUUCCUGGUUUCCUGCUGUUCUGUAUUCUGUCCUACUUUUGUUCCAGUUGUAUGUCACCUUUUAAUCUUAAUUUCUAAGCAGAUUGUUAGUCAACCGUAGUGGUUUUCUUAGAUCAGAAAGGUGGGCUGUUGAUAUUUUAAUGAACAAAUAAGCAAGCAGCCCUGGAGGAAAUAUAACCUGGGUGUGAUAGUCCUUUACUGGCUUGAUACUAUCACUAGGAUGAACCUAAGUGGGUUUAAAAAAAGAAAAAGAAAGCUCCCAUCAUCUUGGCAGUAAUGAACAAGAGGGUAUUCUGCUCAUCUCCUCCAAGUCCAUUUUGUAUUCAUGUUCCACUCUCACCCCAUGCCAAGCAGAAUUAAGCCUAAGUGCUCUUAUUUCCUUUUCUGCCUUUUUAAAAAAAAAUAAAAUAAAAAUGCAAAAUUGUGUGGAAUUGCAGAGGACAGCUUUUCAGAGAGGUUAUUUUACACGGAAUAUUUACAGCCAGCCUCCCAUUUUUCAUGGGCUUUUAUCAGAUCAUUUGUUUUAAAGAGCUAACAAGGCAAACAUUAAGAUGCAGGGAGACUGAGGGCAGCAGGUUCACUCUUCGCAGACAGAAUGGCAGAGUCUGGAAAUGGGAAAUCAGAGCAAGCGCAAACGAGUGGGAGAAGAGCAGAAACCUACUUUCCUUUCUUGACAGCUAUUUGCAUUGGAAUAUGCCUUAUACCAGACCAGACUACUUGCCCUCAUGGCCAAGUAUUGACUCCCUCAGGGCUCACCAAACUUUUCGGGCCUGUUGGCACAUGUGGAGUUCUGAGAAAGUGUGGCCGUUGUAAAAUGGCUUCUGUGGGGGGAUGUGGCAUAAAACAAAAUGGCUGCCACAAGGAGGGUGGGGAUUUGGCAUAAAACAAAAUGGCUGCCCUGGGAUGUGUGGCAUAAAACAACAUGUCUGCCACAGUGGGUGUGGCAUAAACAAAAUGGCUUGUGAGGUAGGUUAGGCUCUGAGAGACAGUAAGUGGCUUCCAAGGUCACCUAGUGAGUUUCAUGGUUGAGCAGGAAUUUGAAUCCUGGUCUUCCAGGUCCUAGUCUGACAUUCUAACCCCUACACCCCACCAGUCUGGCCUCCCAGACAUUGCUUCACUACAGUUCCCAGCAUCCUUGACCAUUGGCCAUGCUGGCUGGACAGGGGAAGCAUCUCCUGUUCCACUGCUUGAAGCAAAAUGGGAGGUGUUGUUCUGCCACUUCUGCCUGUGCCAUCCGCUCUGCCCCCUCCACCACUGGUUGAGAAGCAGCGCUGGUCUCGAUGCCGAUUUCUGCAAGAUCUUGCACGAUUUUGGCGAGAUUUCACCAGAAAUUGGUACCAGGGUUGCAGCAGAGGCAGAGGCACCCCCUGAGGCAGAAAUGUACUUCCUCCAUCUACAAAUCUUUACUCCCAAUUCAAAUAAUCUGCAGAUUAGCAAUAAGGUAUUUUGAGUGAGCUCCAUCCUUCCAUUUCUAAUGUUGCCAUGCUUAUUGCAGAAUCAUGCAGGGAGGUGUCCCUGCCUUCAUUUGCUCCUCUUUUCCUGGUGAAAUUGCAUGGCCGGAAACAUAGAGGAACUCAGCUCAGACAAAGGUAUGAAAUGCAAGCCAGUCCGAUUCCCAAUCACAAAUCAGUUUCUUUGUAGAGUAUUAUAUUAAUUAGACUAGGAGAGCACGUCUGUCUCUCUCUCUGUGUGUGUUUGUUUGUUUUCCUCAUCUGGGAGACUAAUCAGGAAGUUUGCAUGAGCGUGCAAUGAGUAUUAUAUUUCACCAACAAGCCCUAGCAACUGCAGUAGCAAGAUAAUUCAGGAGCUGUAUUAGAAAGCCACAAAAACAAUAAUAAAGAUAUUAUGAGCAAGCCAGAAGCCUAUUGUGCUCGACCUCCUACUUGCAAAUUAAAUGCACACAGAUGUAUUAACUAAACCACCCUCAGCUUUUACAAGCGGAAGCAGGGAAGGCAAGAAGCGCAGAACAACAGAAUGCCGACAUUUCGAUUCCUCCCUUCUAAUUAAAGCCUGUUUAAUGAGGGGCCCAACACCCUCAGUUUUUAUCUCCAGGGCCGGCUGUGCCAUUAGGCGGAGUGGGACAGCAACCUCUGGGUGCAGGUGUUCUGGGCUGUGAGCAUUAAGGGCAGCAGGGGGUUGGACCAAAUGAUCAUCAGAGUCCCUUUCCAGCUCUACCAUUCUAUGAUUCUUUGAUUUAUGAUAUCCACUUGAUGCGCUAGAUCUUAACAUUAACCCAACAACUUGCAUGGACAGCCCCAAUGCCCACCUACAUAGAGCCAGAAUUCAGAACCACAGGCUCAUUCAAUGAGAUAGAAGCGCUUUUCCUUGCACACUAAUGUUUCAUGAGCAUUUGCUGUGUUGGAGCGUUCCUGAAGACAGAGUGUUUUGAGGAAAUGCAAUGAUUCAUAGAACACCAGCCUUUGUAAUAGGAUUCUUCUCCGCGAGGCAAGUUAAUUGUCAAAAGAGCUUUACAGCUGUUGUGACGGUAACCUCUUGACUUAAGAUCAUUUUUAUUCUCCAUUUUACAGAGAAAGAACUGAGGCUGCGGGCUGUCAAGGUCACCCACUGAGGAAAUAGGGAUAGGCGGGAUUUGAAUACAGUUCUUAUGGAGACCUAAUUUCAUAGCUUUGGUGCAUUGACUUGUUCUAUAACUCACCGUGUCCUGAGAUGCCCUCUUUGUGUUGAUGUGUCUCACCUUCCCUCGCUUUCAGCAUACCUGUAAGGCCUUGGGAGGUGUAACUUCACUAUCAGGAUAGAAAACCCUGAAUAGUAGCAGAGUACCUGAGAAUGUGCCUUCCUCAUCACCAACACAGUUGUUGCAGAAUUGCCUGUCGAUGGAGCAUUCAUUCUGAUACGUCUGCAUGCUGGUUUUAUGACAUCACCAGCGUUUGGUCCUUAUCCACCGUUUCACAAGUUCUCACCAGUGAAAAUUCCCAUCACUUUUCUUAGUGGACUUUUUUGCAGUUAGAAAAGUGAUGGAAUAUUUGCACUAGUUAUUCAUUGCAUUUCUUUUUCUUUUUGGGCAUUUAUAUCCCACCCAUUUUCUCCAAGGACGUCAGGGUGGCAUACAUGAUUCUCUCUUUCUCAAAUAAUCCCUGCAACAACCUAGGCUGAGAGGCAGCGACAGACGCCCAAGGUUACAUCCAGUAAGCUUCUUGUCCAACUGGGGAUUUGAAUCCUGGUCUCCAAGAUCUUAGUCUGAUACUCUAACCACUACACCACACUGGCUCUCUACAAAGUGCAGGAUAGCAA
Molecule: messenger RNA, 14036 nt
Organism: Podarcis lilfordi (Lilford's wall lizard)
Lineage: Eukaryota; Metazoa; Chordata; Lepidosauria; Squamata; Lacertidae
Source: the annotation of a GenBank genome assembly